Messenger RNA from Entrophospora candida, 586 nucleotides. Lineage: Eukaryota; Fungi; Glomeromycota; Glomeromycetes; Entrophosporales; Entrophosporaceae. The record is from the annotation of a GenBank genome assembly.
AUGCCAGAGGCAAUUUUUAUAAUUUGCAACAAUAUCAAAUCAGAUAGCCUUCAAGAAACAGAUCUCUUAGCCAAAGGAAUUGUUUAUAAUAAAUCAAUUAGAAAUAACCAGAAGGAUAUUUAUAAAAUACUAAAAAAAAGAAAUUUAUUCAAUAAGUUAUUAUUAAGUAAGGAUGAUAUCAAAUUUGCCAAAUAUAAACUCUCAAAUCCAUCAAAAGAGUUUAUUAAAGCAUUUGUAACAGAUGGGAAUCUGAGAAUUGGUGAAAAUGAUGAAAAGAGAUUACAUUGUUCUUUGAUUAGUUUUAUGUGUCAAUUGGAAUUUGUUUGGCAUAAUCCAUCAUUUCAAGAUUACAAAUCAGUUGAUAUUAGAUGGGAUGGUUGCCAAGUGCAAUCAACAAAACAAAAUCAUGAAAAUAAUGGCCAAAGGAAAUACCCAGAUGAACAUAUUGAUGAAGAUUUUGAAAGGUUAACAAAAUUUGCAAAAAAUAGUUAUGUACAUAAUUAUAAUUUUAUAGACAGAUUUGAGAUUAAGGAUGCUUUGACUUAUGUGUUAGAAAAAUUGAUAGUUAUAUGCUUUCAUUUCUAUC